Erpetoichthys calabaricus (reedfish) is the source of this 2688-nucleotide messenger RNA. RefSeq names its product zinc finger protein ZIC 4-like. Bases 162 to 1742 code for a protein of 526 amino acids. Gene Ontology annotation, molecular function: DNA-binding transcription factor activity, RNA polymerase II-specific; RNA polymerase II cis-regulatory region sequence-specific DNA binding. Gene Ontology annotation, biological process: central nervous system development; regulation of transcription by RNA polymerase II. The record is from RefSeq and is a predicted model, not a curated record. NCBI's taxonomy places the organism in Eukaryota, Metazoa, Chordata, Cladistia, Polypteriformes, Polypteridae. Gene Ontology annotation, cellular component: nucleus. The transcript has 2 exons.
AACCGAAUGGGAUUCCACGUAGGCGCUGAGACUGGCUCUAAAGUUUAGAAAGUUUUUUUUUUUUUUAAUACAUAUAGCUAUUUAUAAACAUCGAUAUAUUAUUAAUAAUUGUUGCCGUUGUUUAAUCGCUAUCGUUAUUUACCGUUAUUAAAAUAGGAUCCAUGAGCGUCGAUGCUUUGGGGAGCGUGAUGGACCCUACGCUUUCUAAACGGAACACGACUUUGAGAUUAGUUGACUUGGCAGGGGCUCACCACCAUCACCAUCAUCAGCAUGCCCCUCAGAGCAUGACAGGCUUCCCGGGGUUCAGCAGCCAUCCCCACUCAAUGGCUCACACGCACCCUGGGGAGAUUACUUCAGAACCCUGCCUGGGGCCAAGUCCAUUCGGGCCAGAACACAUGGGGCAUGCUGCGGCCCUUAAACUCAGCCCAGCCCAUCAUUAUCCCCACCACCAUCACCAACACAAUCAUCAUAUGGCAGGCCACACUGAAGUUGUCUCCAGUCAAACAGGGGCGUUUGGCCCAGUACAGGCGACACCAGUCCCAUACUCGAUGCCACAUACAGCCCAGGCAUUAUCGGCAGGUAGGGAUUUCCUUUUUCGCAGAGACUUGACAGCUACAGUCAUGCCAGGGCUUACUGAACAACAUCCCGGCACGAGUUCUCACCACGGAAUGUUUGUCUCAACAACAGGUAGCUUCUCUGGACACCAUGGUCUUCACUCUGAAGCAGGAAACCACACAGUCUUUUCUGGACUCCACCACGAAACGGCUUCUCACGCAGCUCCAGGUGGUCACGCAUUGAAUGGACAAAUAAGGUUAGGAAUACCUGGAGAAAUGUACGCUAGGACUGAUCAUUUCAGUCAAGUGACAGGUUCCAGGACUGAUCCGUUUACUGCUUCACCUCUGCACGGCUAUACAAACUUGAACCUGAAUAUGAAUUUAAGUGCACACCACCAUGGACCAGGUGCGUUUUUCCGCUAUAUGCGACAGCCGAUCAAACAAGAACUUAUUUGUAAGUGGAUGGAGUCAGAUCGGGCUCCAAAGAAACUUUGCUCUAAAACUUACAGUACGAUGCACGAACUGGUAACGCACGUCACAGUGGAGCACGUCGGAGGACCAGAACAAGCAAAUCACAUUUGCUUUUGGGAAGAAUGUCCGAGAGAAGGAAAACCAUUUAAAGCCAAGUACAAACUUGUAAACCAUAUCAGGGUACACACGGGAGAAAAACCUUUCCCGUGCCCCUUUCCUGGCUGUGGAAAAGUUUUUGCAAGAUCCGAAAACCUCAAGAUUCAUAAAAGGACACAUACAGGGGAAAAGCCUUUCAAAUGUGAAUUUGAUGGUUGUGAUAGACGUUUUGCUAACAGCAGUGACAGAAAGAAACAUUCCCAUGUGCACACCAGUGAUAAGCCAUACAACUGCAAAGUGAGAGGCUGUGAUAAAUCCUACACACACCCUAGUUCUUUAAGGAAGCACAUGAAGGUGCAUUGCAAGUCUCCACCUCCAAGCUCGGGAUAUGAAUCUUCAACUCCUUCUUUAGUCUCUCCUUCCUCUGACUCAGGGCGAGACCCAGCUUCAUCUGCUCAUUCUGACCCACUCUCUUCCUCCCAAACUGCAAAUUUAAGUGAAUGGUAUGUGUGUCAGAGUUCUGGUACAACUGGAAUUCCAACACCUCCAAGCAACUCCUCAUCUCCUGAGCCAGAGGACAAGCGUCCAUACAGAAACUCGGCACCACGGAAUAUGUUUUAAACAAUCUCUGAGAGUCCUGGUACAGAAUAGCAAAUCUUUAACUGAAAGGUGUGAAUCUCUACCAGUUUGAUUUUGUCAGCCUUUAUAGCAUAAAUAAUAAUACCGGCACUGAAAAUUUUAAUUGACAAUUUCAAAAAUGGUCUUCAUAAAGCACAGUUCUGGCCACAAAUUUAUAAAACAUGUAAGACAAAGCAUUUUAUGUCUUAAUCUCUUUUUUGUAUUUUUUCAUUUUUUUUCAUUACCAUAAUUUAUUUUUUCACUGAAUUUUGCCCACAUUUUUGUAUUAUUGAACCAAAGUGUUUUCAAGAUAUUGUAUAUUUGUAAAUGGUGAUGUUCUCAUUUGUCAGUGGUUAAACUAAUUUUGUAAAGUAUAUCCUUCGGCAUUUUUUGAAGAAAUGUAUUUUAUAUUGUUUGCUACAAGUUUGUAUAAAGGUAAUAUUGAAAUUUGACCUAUUAAUGUUCCAUUAAAAUAAGUAUCCUGUUUUAUGUAUAUGUUGCUGGAGUUGCCUUUAAAUUCUGGCCCCAUUUUGACUAGAUUUUGAUUGUUUAUGAAAAGUAUAUAAUGGUUGUUUGCCAUAACUGAAUUUGAUCUUUGUGAAUAAAGAAUUGUGUUUCUGUAAAUGUGGAAAAACACUAGCUAUAACUAUUUUUUAUUGUUUUAUAGUCAUUAUUUAUUUCAUCAAGGAAUUAUUUGCGUAAAAAAUCCAGUUUAAGCAUACUGCCAAAACAUUUUUUGCAAUGUUGUAAAGUCGCCAUCUCACUGAUUUCUUCAGAAUGUGUACCAAACUGCCUUGUAUUUUGUCAGCAUUUUAUAAAAACGUGUAUUCAUAGUGUUAGUAUUGUCAAUACGCAGCUGCUGUGUAUUGUAAAAUAAAGCAUUUGUUAUAGAAAAAAGCUAAACUGUAUUAGACUGUAUGAUCUAUCUAUCUAUCUAUCUAUCUAUCUA